GAUUUCGAGAGGGGACAACUGUCUUUGGAUAUGAGUUUUAAACUCUGUGACUUUAUACAGCAAUAAUAUUUUUCCAAUUCAAUUUUCUUUUUGUACGGUUCUUUGGCACGUUAUUUAUAUGUAUUGCUGGUUUGUAAAACAGCUGGAAAAUAAGCCUGUUAGUUUCAGCAAUGACAUUUUGCAAAAUCAGAUCCUUGUUUCAGUUUUGUUUUGAUUGUUUGUUAGUGUAGUUCAUGUAAAUAUUAACAUUGACAAGUCGUUUCUUCUCUAAAGUUUACACUAUCGCAACCUACCACGUGAUAUUUAAGCAUAAUAUGCCUCCAAAGAAAUACACACUAUCUAGCGAGCUCCCAGACGGAUGGAUUUUGACAGAUUCAGAAAAGAAGAAAUGGCGCAUCGGGAAGAUUAUUGGGAGAGGUGGUUUUGGACUGAUUUACCUGGCCUCUGGUGAUGUGCAUGUCCCUGUACGAGAUGACACUGAUUUUGUGAUCAAAGUGGAGUAUCAUGAAAAUGGACCUUUAUUCUCUGAGUUGAAAUUUUACCAGCGAGCAGCCAAGCCAGAUACUAUGAACAAAUGGAAGAAGUCUAAAUGCCUGGAGUUUUUGGGGAUUCCGACCUAUGGGGGGUCUGGAUUGUCUGAAUACAAAGAAACAAGGUAUAGGUUCAUGGUGAUGGACCGUCUAGGCACAGAUCUGCAGAAGGUGAUCGAGGAGAAUGGUGGUCAACUAAGAAAGCCCACAGUACUACGGCUGGGUGUCCUUAUGAUGGACGUUCUAGAAUAUAUUCAUGACAACGAGUAUGUCCAUGCUGACAUUAAGGCUGCCAAUCUUUUAUUGGGACACCGAGAUCCAAACAAGGUGUACCUGGCUGACUAUGGUCUGUCAUACAGAUAUUGUCCUAAUGGCCAGCAUAAGGAAUAUAAAGAGAAUCCAAAGAAAGGACACAAUGGCACAAUUGAGUAUACAAGCAUUGAUGCUCACAAAGGAGUAGUCCCGUCCAGACGAGGAGACUUGGAGGAACUGGGCUACUGCUUGCUCCACUGGCAGUGUGGAACUCUGCCCUGGCGGUCUUUUCUCAGGAACCCAGCUGAGGUCCAGGAUGCAAAGGCCAAGCUAAUGUCUAACCUGCCAGACUCCGUCACGAGCAUGUCCACCUCUGGCUCCAGCACAGAAGAGAUCGCCAGGUUCCUGUUAUACGUAAAGGGCCUAAGCUACAAUGAAAAGCCGGACUAUCAGGUCCUAAAGAAAGUUCUGUCAGGAACGGGGCUGCAAGGCCCACUGGACCUCUCUAGGCCGAGAACGUCUGAGACAUCCAGGCCAGCCACACAAAGGACCACAAGCCAACCCAAGCGUACUGACAAAAAACCUGCCAGAUCAAAGCCUGUGGCAACCGUGGAGGAAGAUGAUGAGGAAGAGAUGCCGGGGUCAACACCGAAUAAAGACAGGAGCAGGACGAAAAGAGAGACACAGAAGCAGAGACCACACAGACCUAUCACAGCCACUAAAGGCAGUUCUCAACAAAGGUCUGCAUUCCUAGACAGUGAUGAAGACUCGAGUGACAAAGAGAGCCUACCUCCACGAGCUCAUCCUAAAACAAGAGCGGGAGGAAGACAGAGACAGACGCUACAGCAAGAAAGGAGGAAAGCUGAUUUUUAUGGUGAGGCACGGGGAACCGAAAGGAGAAGAAAUAACUAUGAGCAUCAGCGUGGAUAUACUGGGGGACUAAAUGAUGACCGUAGAGAAUCCGGCAGAGAAGACGACUACUGGGGAAACUACAGUAGAAAACAUAACUGUAAUCACAACCGUCGGGAAGAGGCUGUUUAUAGUGAAGAUCACUGGGGGAGUUCUGUUUGUGAAUGGGAAAAUGAAUGGACUCCACACGGUUACAGGGAAGCAGAUGGCCUCCGAAAAUCAGUGAAUGGUCCAAAAUGGGGCAUCAGGUCAACCAAACACAAAUGGAUCUUGAUUCUUUUAUUUAUUGUGAUAUUGACUGCUGUUGGUAUUGUCAUUCGACUCCGACUGUUCCGAUGACUCCAAUGUGUUCAAUUCUCUCAUCAUGACAGUGGAGCUGUUGUACCACAUGAAUAUGGCUCUGAAUGAAGAGACUGUGGUUAUGAGGUUUGUGUGACCAUUUUCACAGUAAUGGGCUGGAACAAUAAGAAAUCAAAAAACAAUUUUUAAAAGAUUAUUUUUUUGAAGUAUUGUUUAAAUAAAAUAAAUUUUAUAAGCA
Molecule: messenger RNA, 2229 nt
Organism: Triplophysa dalaica
Lineage: Eukaryota; Metazoa; Chordata; Actinopteri; Cypriniformes; Nemacheilidae
Gene: vrk2
Product: VRK serine/threonine kinase 2
Exons: 13
Coding region: 315-2030 (571 amino acids)
Biological process (GO): peptidyl-serine phosphorylation; signal transduction
Cellular component (GO): cytoplasm; nucleus
Molecular function (GO): ATP binding; protein serine/threonine kinase activity
Source: RefSeq, a predicted model, not a curated record